Messenger RNA from Exophiala spinifera, 2892 nucleotides. RefSeq lists its product as uncharacterized. Gene Ontology annotation, molecular function: protein-macromolecule adaptor activity. Bases 1 to 2892 code for a protein of 963 amino acids. Gene Ontology annotation, biological process: vacuole organization; endosome organization; vesicle-mediated transport. The record is from RefSeq and is a predicted model, not a curated record. Gene Ontology annotation, cellular component: HOPS complex; endosome. NCBI's taxonomy places the organism in Eukaryota, Fungi, Ascomycota, Eurotiomycetes, Chaetothyriales, Herpotrichiellaceae. The transcript has 2 exons.
AUGGCGCUGGAUCUCGACGAAGGAUAUGUGGCUCAAGGCCUCGCCCGGGGAGGUGUCGAGACAAGCCUGCCCAUUUUCAAUGUCGAACGGGUACAGUUGCAGUUCAACAUCGCCUCGGACUUCGUGGCAGGCCAAGUUGCAAACAACGUUUUGAUUCUUGCUCUUGCGACAGGGCGGAUCCUAAGGAUAGACCUGGAGAGUCCGUCGGAUAUUGAUGAUGUUGACCUGCCAAAGAAGACCAGCGAGGUUGGCCUUAUUCGACGCAUGUUCCUAGACCCUUCUGCCUCCCACCUCAUUAUCAGUACAACCCUUGGCGAGAACUUCUAUCUUCAUAGCCAGUCUAAACAACCAAAGUCUCUGUCCAGGCUAAAAGGUGUCCUCAUCGAAUCUGUUGCCUGGAAUCCAUCCCAGCCGACAGCGUCCACACGUGAGAUUCUUGUCGGAGCAACAGACGGGAACAUAUACGAGAUCUAUAUUGAGCCAGCGUCCGAAUUCUACCGCCGCGAAGAACGAUACUCGGCCAAUGUCUGGAAGAUUCCGGAAGGCGCCGUGACAGGUCUAUGGGCGGAGUCUAUCCAAGGGAAGUCAGAUACGCGAAGAGUAAUUGUCGCGUCACGUUCGAAGCUGUAUCAUUGGAUAGGCAAGACUGCAGGACGGGGUAAGGAAGGCUCAACCUCACUAUAUACAGACUUGUUCUCCAAGGAAGAGCCCGUUAUUCAUGCGACGAACGGCGCAUCCUCGACAGCCCCAUCUUCCUUGUCGGUGUCCCCAGAAUCUCCCGAAGCUGGAUCAGAGGAGGAAAGGAGCUUCGGUUGGUUGUAUUCUCAGGGCGUCCUGACAGGCGAACUUCUGACUACCCCGGCCACCGCCGACCUAGGCAACAGGAUUUUCCAAGACGCAAAGUUACAUCCUCGCUCUAUCUUCCCGGAAACGAUGUCUGCUCGUGGCGGCAGGAAAUUGAUACAAGAUCCUAUAGUAUCGGCUAUUCUUUCGCAAUGGCACGUUCUGGCACUUGUGGAAGGUCGAAUCGUCGCUGUCAACCGCCUCGAUGGCAGUGUUGUCUACGACCAAGCUGUACUGGAACCCGGCCAGAGUGCACUCGGCCUUGUGUCAGAUCAAAAGAAGAACACUUUCUGGCUCUUCACAAGCCAGGAGAUCUUCGAAAUCGUGGCGAAUGACGAAGAACGAGACAUCUGGAAGAUCAUGUUACAGAAUCAGGACUAUGACGCUGCGUUGAGAUAUGCCAGAGGAGCGACACAGAAAGACUCUGUUGCUACGGCAUCUGGAGACUACCUAUCAAGCAAAGGACAAUACAUGGAGGCUGCGAGUGUAUGGGGAAGAAGCAGUAAAGCUUUUGAAGAGGUCUGUCUGUCACUUAUCGACAACGCACAAGAUGACGCCCUUAGAAAAUACUUGAUGACCAAGCUUGGUGCAUACAAGAAGUCAUCGGUCAUGCAGAGAGUGAUGGUUGCAACGUGGCUCAUACAAAUUUUCAUGGCCAAGCUGAACUCUCUCGAUGACAUGGUGGCCACCAAAGCGGAGCUGCUCGAGAAUACCGACGCUGGUGGUGCCAAACGAGACCUGGAACAAACACGAAGCGAGUUCCAAGAAUUCGUCACCAAAUACAAAGCAGACCUAGACGCCAAAACGGUAUACGAAGUUGUAUCCAGCCAUGACAGAGAGGACGAAUUACUCUUUUUCGCCAACACAAUCACAGACUACGACUAUGUUCUCUCGUAUUGGGUGCAACGAGAGAAAUGGAACGAAGCACUCUCGGUGCUGAACAAGCAGACCAACCCCGAGACAUUCUACCGAUAUAGCAAUGUCCUGAUGAUCCAUGUACCGACCGGACUGGUCGAGAUCCUGGUUCGACGAAGUAAUCUGGACGCACAAAAGUUGAUUCCAGCACUGUUAGCGUACAACGAAACGGCCAAUGUACCGCUGGCACAGAACCAGGCGGUUCGGUAUCUGAAUUUCGUGGUGAGCAACAAUUUCGAGGUUCCAGCUUCAGUCCACAAUGCUCUCAUCUCGAUCAUGGCGUCGCACCCUUCACCGUCGGAGAGUGCGUUGUUGGGGUAUCUCGAAAGUCAACCGUCACCUCCACUUUACGAUGCCGACUUUGCAUUACGGCUCUGCAUUCAACAUGACCGUGUCCAGUCCUGUGUGCAUAUCUACAGUACCAUGGGACAGUAUCAGCAAGCUGUGCAGCUUGCCUUGCAGCACGACGACAUCGACUUGGCGGCCAUUGUGGCCGAUCGACUCGAGGGGAAUGAUAAGUUGAGGAAGAAGCUCUGGCUCUUGAUUGCGGAGAAGAAGAUCAAAGAGGCCGAAUCCAUCAAGGAAGCCAUCAAUUUCUUGAAACGCUGUGAACUACUCAGAAUCGAAGAUCUUAUCCCGCUGUUUCCGGAUUUUGUGGUCAUUGACGACUUCAAGGAAGAGAUAUGCGAAGCACUGGAAGAAUAUUCACGGCACAUUGACAGCCUGAAACACGAGAUGGACCUGUCACAGCAUACGGCCGAGCAAAUCAAGGCAGAAAUUGCGGCCCUAGACCACCGUUACGCCAUUGUCGAAUCAGGUGAGCGGUGUUGGAUUUGCACUCUGCCGGUCUUAAGUCGCCAAUUCUUCGUCUUCCCCUGUCAGCACGCGUUCCACAGCGAUUGUCUGGGAAAGCGCGUCCUGGAGAGUUCGGGAAGUAGCAAGCGCAAACGAAUCAAAGAUCUCCAGACAGAAGUCAACCAGGGGUUAAGUGUAGGGGUGCAAAGGCAGAAGCUAGUCCAAGAGCUAGACGGGCUAGUUGCUGAGCAGUGUGUUCUUUGUGGAGAUCUGGGCAUCAAGCAGAUUGAUGAGCCGUUCAUACACGAAGGCGACGAUGUGGAGGCCUGGACUAUUUGA